GCAGUUAUCAUAGAGCACAGUCCCUCACAUCACACAGCUGCAGAGAUGAGUAAACAAAGAGGAACCUUCUCAGAAGUGAGUCUGGCCCAGGACCCAAAGUGGCAGCAAAGGAAACCUAAAGGCAAUAAAAGCUCCAUUUCAGGAACCGAACAGGAAAUAUUCCAAGUAGAAUUAAACCUUCAAAAUGCUUCUCUGAAUCAUCAAGGGAUUGAUAAAAUAUAUGACUGCCAAGGUUUACUGCCACCUCCAGAAAAGCUCACUGCCGAGGUCCUAGGAAUCAUUUGCAUUGUCCUGAUGGCCACUGUGUUAAAAACAAUAGUUCUUAUUCCUUUCCUGGAGCAGAACAAUUCUUCCCCGAAUGCAAGAACCCAGAAAGCACGUCAUUGUGGCCAUUGUCCUGAGGAGUGGAUUACAUAUUCCAACAGUUGUUAUUACAUUGGUAAGGAAAGAAGAACUUGGGAAGAGAGUUUGCAGGCCUGUGCUUCAAAGAACUCUUCUAGUCUGCUUUGUAUAGAUAAUGAAGAAGAAAUGAAAUUUCUGGCCAGCAUUUUACCUUCCUCAUGGAUUGGUGUGUUUCGUAACAGCAGUCAUCAUCCAUGGGUGACAAUAAAUGGUUUGGCUUUCAAACAUGAGAUAAAAGACUCAGAUCAUGCUGAACGUAACUGUGCAAUGCUACAUGUACGUGGACUUAUAUCAGACCAGUGUGGAUCUUCAAGAAUCAUUAGACGGGGUUUCAUCAUGUUGACCAGGCUGGUCUUGAACUCCUGAGCUCAAGAAAUCAACACAUCUUGGCCUCCCAAGUUGCUGGGAUUACUGACACAAGCCACCGCCCCUGAGUGCUCAUGUACCAUUUAGCUUGUGUUUUAAAAAUCUACUUUUUCUGCCCUCCCUAUUUUUAACUAGAUGAUGUUUUAAAAAUUACUUUUCCCUCUCUAUAUAGUUUGAUUUAAGCAUUAGUCAUUUACAACAAAUAUUAAUAUUAAAAUGCAGACCGUUAUGAUUGGAAAAUAAAUCAAUGAACAAUA
Homo sapiens (human) is the source of this 1025-nucleotide messenger RNA. RefSeq names its product killer cell lectin like receptor C3 (gene KLRC3). Gene Ontology annotation, molecular function: transmembrane signaling receptor activity. The record is from RefSeq and is marked reviewed. Gene Ontology annotation, biological process: cellular defense response. The transcript has 7 exons. The coding region runs from base 46 to 768 and encodes 240 amino acids. Gene Ontology annotation, cellular component: membrane. Lineage: Eukaryota; Metazoa; Chordata; Mammalia; Primates; Hominidae.